AUGGCCAAGGCCACAGUUGGCGAGGUGUACGUAAAGAUCAUCAAAGACACCAUAGAACUAUCGCGCAUCGAUUUCGAGGAGGGAGGUGUCGAUGCAGCAGCUCUCGAAGUGUUGAGAUCAGAAUGGCAGACCAAGCUUUCGGCAUUGGGUACUGUGGCUCUGCCAUGGGAUCCUCCAUCGGUCAAGGAGGAGAAGCCCAACAUCAAGCGGCAGUCAUCACCUCCGCCAGCGGCUUCAAGUAACGGCAACGUUUCGAGACCCCAGGCUCAAACACAACACUCUCUCAACACUCUACCUCCGAUCAAAUCAGAGCACUUCAAGUCGGAGCACCCAACCUAUCCCCCACAACAGAGCAGCCCACCAACCCAGCAGUUCCAACAAAUGCCGAUUCCUCAGGGACGGCCAAUGGAGGCACAGCAACGUGCUGCACAGCUGCUCCAAGGUCGCUUUGGUGAACAAGCCAGUCAACAAGUCGCCAGACUCAAUGGUACUUUGCCUAACCAGUCAAUGCCUCAGCACGCUGGCUCAUACAUUAAGACCGAAGACGGCACGUACAUCAAGCCUGAUCAGACUGAUGGCGCUGGGGACGACCUCGACACUUGGCAGACCGAGUAUGCGCGGCGCAAGGCGCUGUAUGCUCGGAGUCGAGCAGAAAAGACUCCAAUCCGAGAUCAAGUCAUGAUCAUGCAACAACAGCUCGAGGGGGGCGGGUUGCUGGUACCUCUGAGUGAUCAUGACCAGCUUCCUUCCGGGGCACGUCGGGCAAUGGAUCAGUCGGCCAGACCUUCAUCGUCAGUGACUCGUGCUCAAGCGGAUGCCAGCAACGAUGACGACGAGGAAGAAGAUGUUGAUGCUAUCAACUCCGAUCUGGACGAUCCUGAUGAGCUUGAUGGUCUAGACGAGGACGAAGAAGAGGCUCCGAUUGGCCGACGGAACGUCAUGCUGUCGACCUACGAUAAGGUUCAGCGCGUCAAGAAUAAGUGGAAGUGUACACUCAAGGAUGUUGUGCUUAGAGUCGAUGGCAAUGAAUACCUAUUUCACAAAGCUCAGGGCGAAUUCGAGUGGUAG
Messenger RNA from Cyphellophora attinorum, 1068 nucleotides. RefSeq names its product Transcription initiation factor IIA large subunit. Gene Ontology annotation, biological process: transcription initiation at RNA polymerase II promoter; transcription by RNA polymerase II. Gene Ontology annotation, cellular component: transcription factor TFIIA complex. The transcript has 4 exons. Bases 1 to 1068 code for a protein of 355 amino acids. NCBI's taxonomy places the organism in Eukaryota, Fungi, Ascomycota, Eurotiomycetes, Chaetothyriales, Cyphellophoraceae. The record is from RefSeq and is a predicted model, not a curated record.